Messenger RNA from Sesamum indicum (sesame), 1661 nucleotides. RefSeq names its product Peptidase C13 family. Gene Ontology annotation, biological process: proteolysis; attachment of GPI anchor to protein. The record is from RefSeq and is a predicted model, not a curated record. Gene Ontology annotation, cellular component: GPI-anchor transamidase complex. Gene Ontology annotation, molecular function: GPI-anchor transamidase activity. Lineage: Eukaryota; Viridiplantae; Streptophyta; Magnoliopsida; Lamiales; Pedaliaceae.
AAUAUAACAUGACUUAAAUGGAGCUAAGGUCUCCAGUAGAAGAUGAAUAGGAGCUGAAAAUGGAGAGCUUAUGCAAUUCCACGCGAUUGUUGAUUUCGAUUCUUCUGCUUCUCCUCUGCAAUGCGGUGCCAUCACGUGCUUCCGAUUCUUCUUCCACAACAAUGCAUACCAACAAUUGGGCUAUUCUUGUCUGCACAUCCCGCUUCUGGUUUAAUUAUCGACAUAUGGCCAAUACUUUAUCUUUGUACAGAACCGUUAAACGAUUGGGAAUACCUGAUGAGAGGAUAAUUCUUAUGUUGGCUGAUGAUAUGGCUUGCAAUGCUCGGAACAAGUAUCCUGCGCAGGUGUUCAACAAUGAAAACCACCGGCUUAACUUGUAUGGGGACAAUGUUGAGGUAGACUACCGAGGUUAUGAAGUGACUGUUGAGAACUUCUUGCGAGUCUUAACUGGCCGUCAUGAAACAGCUGUGCCAAGGUCAAAGCGACUUCUGAGUGAUGAAGGUAGUCACAUACUUCUAUACAUGACUGGUCAUGGGGGAGACGAGUUUCUGAAAUUUCAGGACUCAGAGGAGCUUCAGAGCCAUGAUUUGGCUGAUGCAGUGAAACAAAUGAAGGAAAAACGCAGAUUUAAGGAGCUGCUGAUAAUGGUAGAUACUUGCCAAGCUGCCACCCUGUUUUCUCAGCUUCAAUCACCAGGUGUUUUGGCUAUUGGAAGUAGCAAAAAAGGAGAGAAUUCAUACUCGCAUCAUCUCGACUCUGAUGUUGGUGUAUCUGUUGUAGAUCGAUUCACAUUCUAUACUCUUGCUUUCUUUGAGAGGUUGAAUAUGUAUGAUAACGCUUCAUUGAGCAGUCUUUUCAAUUCUUAUAAUCCAAAUUUGUUGAUGUCAACUGCGUACUAUCGAACUGAUUUAUACCAACGGAAGUUGGACGAGGUACCAGUGACCAACUUCUUUGGUUCUGUCAUGGAAACUAUCCAUACUGAUUCACCUUAUCGAGCUUUCUCAGGCAUAUCCUCCAAAAGAUCUAAAAUUGAGAUGCCUUUGGAUCAAUCAGACAGGGACAACCGAAGAACACUACAAGGUUCAGAUGUUCCACAAGAAUUAGGUGACUCUAAAGUAAAUGCUGAACAAACUAGUUGUCCAUUUACACGCACUUGGAAUAUUGUUCUUGGCCGGAUGGAAAAGCUGAAGCAAUUAGAUAGUUUGGUGAACUAUGGUUUGAUAUUGAUGUUCCCAAUUGCGGCACUGUCUUCUUGGGUUUCACUCUGAAGGAAACUGCGUUUCAAGACGGAUGGUGGUUUGUGUGAAUCAGAGAAGCCACCAAUCACAAAGUUGCUAUCGCAAGUUUUUCAGCAGAUGACUUGAAGGAACUGAAACCCGGAGGGAACACUAGAUCUUGAGCAGUCAAGCUAACUAACAGGUUCCAGGCUUGACAUGAACAGAAGUCAGAAAGAUGUUCAGCUAUAGAGUUGGUAUACUAUUCUAACCAUCUUUUUGAGCAUAACAAUGAUGUUUUGUAAAAUUUGUCAUCUUAAACUAAAGAACAUCUUGGAAGCAUAGAGCUCCACAGACAUAGGUCAAGAGAAUUGAAUUUGAACAUUUUGUAAGCAGCUUUCUAAACUUUGAAAUUUAAUCUUUACUUGUCCUCUUGGUUUUUGUGAA